Messenger RNA from Herpailurus yagouaroundi (jaguarundi), 2420 nucleotides. RefSeq names its product F-box and WD repeat domain containing 8 (gene FBXW8). Gene Ontology annotation, cellular component: Cul7-RING ubiquitin ligase complex; centriole; ciliary basal body. Gene Ontology annotation, molecular function: protein binding. Gene Ontology annotation, biological process: cilium assembly; protein ubiquitination. The coding region runs from base 82 to 1875 and encodes 597 amino acids. NCBI's taxonomy places the organism in Eukaryota, Metazoa, Chordata, Mammalia, Carnivora, Felidae. The record is from RefSeq and is a predicted model, not a curated record. The transcript is spliced from 11 exons.
ACUUCCCGCGGAGGGACUGUCCCGUGGCAGCCGGCGGGCCGAGAGCGACGCGGAGGGUGGGGAGCGGCGGCGGCGGCGGCGAUGGACGAUCACAGCCUGGACGAGUUCCGCCGGCGCUGGCAGGAGGAGCUGGCGCAGGCCCAGGCGCUCAGGAAGCGGCGGCGGCCCGAGACUGCAGAGCGGCGGCCGCGGCGGCCCGAAGUGGCUCUGGGGCGCGGCGAGCAGGCCUCGGGGUACCUGGCGCUGGCCCAGGGCCUCCUGGAGGGCGCGGGGCGGCCCCCGGCUCCGCGGGCGACCCGGGCCGAGAGGCAGGACGCGGCGAGCCGCUCCCGCUCCCCUCCGGCCCGCGAGGCCGCGGGGGGCGGGGAGCAGCUGGUGGACCAGCUCAUCCGAGACCUGAAUGAAAUGGAUGACGUGCCCUUCUUUGACAUCCAGCUGCCUUACGAACUGGCAAUCAACAUAUUUCAGUAUCUGGACAGGAAAGACCUGGGAAGGUGUGCACAGGUGAGCAAGACGUGGAAGGUGAUUGCCGAAGACGAAGUGCUUUGGUACCGGCUGUGCCGGCAGGAAGGGCACCUUCCCGAGAGCAGCAUCUCUGAUUACUCGUGCUGGAAGCUCAUCUUCCAAGAGUGCCGAGCCAAGGAACACAUGUUAAGAACCAACUGGAAGAAUCGCAAAGGUGCCGUGAGCGAACUGGAGCACGUUCCCGAUGCGGUUUUGUGUGACGUGCAUUCCCAUGACGGCGUUGUCAUUGCCGGAUAUACAUCAGGGGACGUAAGGGUGUGGGACACCCGCACCUGGGACUACACAGCCCCUUUCCUGGACUCAGAGUAUGAGGAGGACGAGCCUGGAAUGCAGCCAUAUGUCUCCUUUGUGAGGAUAAACAGCUCGCUGGCGGUAGCGGCUUAUGAGGAUGGGUUUCUUAAUAUCUGGGAUCUAAGGACCGGAAAGUAUCCCAUCCAUCGUUUUGAGCAUGACGCAAGAAUACAGGCACUAGCCCUCAGCCAGGAAGGUGCAACGGUUGCCACAGCUUCCGCUUUUGAUGUUGUAAUGUUGCGCCCCAACGACGAGGGCUACUGGCAAAUCGCGGCAGAGUUCGAAGUUCAGAAACUGGUUGACUACCUUGAAAUCGUUCCAGAUACCGGAAGGUAUCCUGUGGCAGUGGCCACAGCUGGAGAUCUGGUGUACCUGCUGAAAGCCGAAGACUCUGCUAGAACCCUCCAUUACGUCUAUGGCCAGCCGGUCACGUGUCUGGAUGUCUCAGCCAACCAGGCUGCUUUUGGUGUGAAGAGUCUGGGAUGGGUAUACGAAGGAAACAAGAUCCUGGUGUACAGCCUGGAGGCAGAGCGCUGCCUCUCGAAGCUGGGUAACGCGCUCGGGGAUUUCACUUGCGUCAACCUCAGAGACAGCCCUCCCAACCUCAUGGUCAGUGGCAACAUGGACAGGAGGGUGAGGAUCCAUGACUUCCGCACUGACAAAAUCGCCCUGUCACUCUCUGCCCACCAACUGGGCGUCUCUGCAGUGCAGAUGGACGACUGGAAAAUCGUCAGUGGAGGCGAAGAAGGCCUGGUCUCGGUGUGGGACUAUCGGAUGAACCAGAAGCUGUGGGAGGUGCAUUCCAGGCACCCCGUCCGCCACCUGUCCUUCAACAGCCACAGCCUCAUCACGGCCAACGUGCCCUACGAGAGGGUGGUGCGCAACACUGACCUGGACUUCACGGCCCACAGGAGGCACCGCGGGCUGAUCCACGCCUACGAGUUCGCGGUGGACCGGCUGGCCUUGCAGAGCACGCUGCCCGUCUGCCGUUCGUCCACGGACCCCACGGCCGGCCACGGCUAUGCCCUCGCGCUCGCCUUCCCCCAGGACCGGAGUUAGGAGCGGGGAGAAAAGCGGGAAGAACCACGCCUGCCGGAUUUGGAAACCGCCGGGGGGAAGAACACGACCCCCGGGUGCACCCGUCUGACCCCACACGUGCCUCGGCUGCCUUUGCCUUCCUCUGCUGCCUGUGGAAAGCGGGAGCCUGUCGCAGCUUGUCUCGUCUGUUUUCUGGGUGCUCUGGUCCUCCUCUGGGGCUUUCUUACCCCUCACGCUGCACCUCCUCCCCCCGCCCCUCCACGUCCACUCUGGCCCCAUCCGGGCCCCUCUGUCCGGAUACGGUGUGGACCUCCCCCCACGUCUUUACACUACAGUCCGGGGCCCUGCUCACCUGCUGCCGCCAUCGUUCCGGUCUUCAAGCCCUUUCUCCAGGGGGAGGGGAGGUGCCUGAGCUGACACGGCCCCACCUCCCCUGGACCCGAGAGCACAUACUCACCCAGACUGGUCUGUGAUGCCACCACCCGGUGUAGACUUGGGAUCACAGGCCUGUUUCCUCCUAGUUCUUAACCAUGAUUCAUAAUUAUAUAUUUAUACAAUUGCAUUAA